GGACCCGCGCGGAGCCUGCACGGCCCAGCCGGUAGGGAGCGGAUAAAUUCCGCGGAGCGCGGCGGCGGCGCGGCCGUGCCGGCAGCGGGAGCAGCGGCCCCGUGUCCGCCGAUGCUGCAGCUCUGCCCGGUCACGGCCUCGCUGCUCCUGGGCACGGCCCGGGCGGCGUGCGACGAGGAGCUGCUGGCGCGGGAGGGGGUCACCUUGUGCGUGAACGUGAGCCGGCAGCAGCCCUUCCCCGCGCUGCGGAGCGUCCGCGGGCUGCGCGUGCCCGUGUCGGACCGGCCGGGCGAGGACCUGCGCCGCUGGUUCGAGCCCUGCGGCGCCGCCAUCCAGGAGGCCGUGCGGGCCGGCGGCAGGUGCCUGGUGUACUGCAAGAACGGCCGCAGCCGCUCCGCUGCCGUCUGCACCGCCUACCUGAUGAGACACCGGCAGCUCUCGCUCAAGGAAGCGUUCGAGGCUGUGAAAACUGCCAGACCCGUAGCAGAACCGAAUGCAGGAUUUUGGUCUCAGCUGCAGAGAUAUGAAGAAGAAUUGCAGAUAGCAAAGCAGUCUGCUCUGCUGAGCAAAGAACUUAAAAAUAGUGAUGUGUGAAGAUACUUCAAAGAAAGUGAAGUGACUUUUUAAAAAAAGGGGGAAAAAAUCACUUCCUAAAUCACCUGUAGAUAAAACACUUUACCCCCAUAACUGAGUUGAUGGUUCAUUAAAUUCAUUCAGAGCAUUUAUGUUGAUAAUUCAUUCAGAGCAUUUCUGUUGAUAAUGCAUGGAAAGAGGGCAGAUAAGCAGGGAAAAACAGCAGAAACAGAAAAUGGCUGGAAGGACUGUAAACAAACCACAGAAAGGCCUGGAAUCUUCGGCAGUUAUUUUCCCCUGAAUGACACUAAGUAUGGUAACAAUGUACUGAACGAGGGAAGGAGUUACCACAGGGAUUAUAUUCCUAUUUUUUAAUUAAACUUCCCAGUGAUGCCAUUAGAAGACAUGAUGCCAAAAUAAGGAAAUUCUGAAUUUCUCUCUCACCUACUGGAUCAUAAUUCACGUUAAUGAGCUGACAAAACCUUUGGUGGGAAACUGGCAAUGGCUGAUGCUUUUACUCUGUGAUUUCCCUUAUGUUCAACUAGACUAAAGUACCUUCACAAAUGACCUAAAAAUCCAGAGGACAGAAUAUACAGGUGAUGGUAAGCAGUUCUGCUCCCACCAUGCAGGCCAGUGACUUUUCAGCUUUUGAAAUUAUUCUCUAAAACAUCAAAGGAAUGAUUUAAAAAACUGCAGGUGAUAGUGGAGGGAAGAUGACACUGGCAGUGUAGAAGUAAUCAACACUCCUUUUAGCUUUACUUACUAACAGGGCCCAGUUCAUGCCUUAAUGUCUCAGUUUACAAGUCAGCUGUUCCUGCAUGCAGCAGCAUGGCUAAAUUAGUCUCUGCUGAGACUGCUUCCAGGUUGCCCUCUGAAAUUAUCUACUGGCCAUGAAACUUCCAGAUCAGACUGCUACGUGUUUAUCAUUAGCCAUUCAAAACAGAGUUUUGUCAAGCUGUAUGAACACACUUGUCAUUUAAAAGGGACAAGUUAUAGAACCUGAGAACCUGCAGGGUGAAAUUCCAUUGCACCUUGCUGAAAGCAUAAAUACAAAGUAAAGUUACUCACUGCCAUCUGCCUAAGUGCUCACACAAGGUAAACAUAUGCUCCCAGCAGUGGAGUAGUUUAAGGCAAAAAUUGUAAUGAUGGAACAAUGACAGAAAAUAAAACCACUAGGGAAUUACAUGAAUUAGACAAUUCAGAUGCAGUAUAAGUUCCCAAAGUUAAAGACUGCUCAAAAUUAAAGCAAUGUUAUUUUAAAAGCUGAAACCAUAGAAAUAGAAAAUUUAGGCUAUCAUUUUCUUAGUUACCACAAGGCAUUUUCACACCAGAUGCUUUCUCCACUCCCAGCUGUGUUUUGUUCAUUCUGUGUUGUUUAUCUUCCGUAUCUGCAUUACAGCCAACAAGAAAUUUGUUGCACAUCUGCAGAUUUGAAGGUGAUUCUAGCAGGUUUGCUAUAAAAAAUGUUGUAGCUUUUAUAAACCUUGACUAUCAUAUAUAAUAAAGAUUUCAGUAUAACAUAA
Molecule: messenger RNA, 2096 nt
Organism: Lonchura striata (white-rumped munia)
Lineage: Eukaryota; Metazoa; Chordata; Aves; Passeriformes; Estrildidae
Gene: DUSP28
Product: dual specificity phosphatase 28
Biological process (GO): protein dephosphorylation
Cellular component (GO): cytoplasm
Source: RefSeq, a predicted model, not a curated record